CACUGUGAAAGAUCAUGCUAAAAAUGGCACUGUUUAGGUCAGAGUUGGCCUCCUAUAGGGAAGGGGCUGAGUGUCAUCCCCAGGCAUACCCAUCCAGCACUCCGACUUGCAAGUACGAGCUCCGACGCCUGACCAACUCAUGUUUUCUUGAAGAGAAAGGAAGAGUGAGAUUCGAGAUGCGACUCUCCCCCCACAGAUCUCAUCUCCCACAUCGACGCCCUGAUCUGUGACCUCUGAUCACAAGCCAUCCUCUGUCUCUCCUAUCUAAGAAUCUCUCUGGACUUGUUGGGAGAUCGCACUGCCUUAGAGAUUGCCACAUCGCUACAUAUAUGCCAAAAGGAGAUCUAGCAGCUGCAGACAGGACCACUUUAAUGGAACUAGGAGUUCCCAUGCCCACUCCCAGUCGUUGAAUCAUAGCUUCUUCACCUUCUCUCUCUCUCUCUCUCUCUCUCUCUCUCUCUCUCUCUCAUGGACUAAAAAGGAAAGAAAUCCAUUAGCAUCAAAACUCUCAUGCAUUAGAUCAGUCGUGUAAUCAUCAUCCCAUCAUCAUUAUCGGCAACUACGAGGUCAAUUAGUAUCAGCUUGAAGCAGUUCAAAUUAAGAGUACCCUAUAUUGCUCCAUCACAUCCUGUUUGCAGGAAGAAGCAGAGAGGUGAAACUGUUGGCACCAUGGCCAUGGUACCCAAGCCGGGGAGCCCUCGCUCCGAUGGCUUCCUCACCAGCCCCAGCUCGUCACCCGCUGCCGCGGUCACCUCACCGGCGGCCUCAGCCGCCUCCCCGUCGCUGAGCCGAUACGAGUCACAGAAGCGACGCGACUGGAACACCUUCGGGCAGUACUUGAAGAAUCACAGGCCGCCGCUGUCACUGUCGCGGUGCAGCGGCGCGCAUGUGCUGGAGUUCCUUCGGUACCUGGACCAGUUCGGUAAGACAAAGGUGCACACUCCCAUGUGCCCCUUCUUUGGCCACCCCAACCCGCCCUCCCCAUGCCCGUGCCCCCUCCGCCAAGCCUGGGGCUCCCUCGACGCUCUCAUCGGCCGCCUCCGUGCUGCGUUCGAGGAGAACGGCGGCAAGCCUGAGGCCAACCCCUUCGGUGCACGAGCCGUCCGGCUAUACCUCCGCGAGAUCCGGGAGAUGCAGUCCAAAGCCCGAGGCAUCAGCUACGAGAAGAAGAAGCGCAAGAAGCAGCCACCGCCACCCCAACCACAGCCGCAGCCACAGCCACGUCCGCCCCACCCCCACAGUCCUUCGCCGGCCACUGGUGCAGCCACCUGAUCCGUCGGUAUCUCAACCAUAAUAUAUAUCUCUCUUCCUUAUUGUAUCUACGACUGAGUCCUUAGGUCAGUCGGUCGUUCCAGUGAACCUUAGACUCGAAGUACUCUAUAUUCUAUGCUUUGUGGCUUGCAGGGGUUAAUUUAUGUAGCUCAUACUCUCACUAGAUUAGCAUAAGGUGGAGGAGUACGAGGAGUAGGGUUAGCUCAUCAUAUAUGAUAUUAGCAUUGGUACCUGAAGUCAUGUUAAUGCACUGUGCUUUGAACUGAUGGUUCAUCUGUACCGGAGAUCUCAACCAUGACAGGGUUUAGAUUUGAUCA
This is a messenger RNA of Musa acuminata subsp. malaccensis (wild Malaysian banana), 1589 nucleotides long. Its product is annotated as protein LIGHT-DEPENDENT SHORT HYPOCOTYLS 4. Gene Ontology annotation, cellular component: nucleus. The record is from RefSeq and is a predicted model, not a curated record. NCBI's taxonomy places the organism in Eukaryota, Viridiplantae, Streptophyta, Magnoliopsida, Zingiberales, Musaceae. Gene Ontology annotation, biological process: response to light stimulus; mRNA transcription.